This is a messenger RNA of Fusarium venenatum, 948 nucleotides long. The record is from RefSeq and is a predicted model, not a curated record. Lineage: Eukaryota; Fungi; Ascomycota; Sordariomycetes; Hypocreales; Nectriaceae.
AUGAUCUCGCAGCGACACGGUAUUGAGCCUGACUGUUCACUCCACUGCUGGACUCCCGGACGACUUUCUCCACUUCGAUCAACAACACUCUGGUAUGUUAUUCUCUCUUCUUAUCCCGCCUCUGUAUCUCCUCGGUCCUCCCUGUUCGGAGCUGACUUGAAGAAGAUGCCAAGUUCAACACGGAUCCUCCCCGGAAUCCUGUCGAAGCAGAACUACCGCUUCAGCGACAUGGCGUCAAUUUUUAUCACGAACAUGAAAGAAAGGGCCAAAAUGGCCGGUAACGAGCAGCUUCACCGACGCAUUUACCACGUACAUGGUAGAGAUGGAGAGGAUGAAUGCGAUAUCCUCACCGCUCAAAACCAGUUUCUCGUCAAACAGGACUGGCAUGCUUCCUUUGCAUUAUUUAAUCGACAUUGCUGGCGGGUUACCGCUACAAUGUUUCUGUCGCCUACGGCACAGUUGCAUCAAGGACCAUUUGCAAGACACUCGAUCACGAGUAUUCGCCCAUUAUGGCGGCCUAGCUCUACACGCCCUGACACCUGGGCUAUGCUAGCAGGCCCCUACCAACGGAAUGCCCUAGCUAUGUCGCAGCCGGUAUACCCGUCGAUGGACCUGCCUUUGAUAGCAGCUAGACUUGUGUUGAAAGCCGACUACGACAAUGAUAACGGCACAAUACACAAGUUCCUUGUCACUGACAAGGAACUUGUUCAUCUCGCACAUGAGGGAGCCGACAUUGUCAUCCCCAUGUCUCCCCGAGGGUGUAAUGGAAUCCUACCAAGGAACUUCAGACGCCCGUUUGACAUUUAUUGGCGCGGCGUUGGUGGUAGCCCCAAGAUAACAAGGUUGUGGAGGAAGGAUGCCCUGGGGAAUCUAGAAAGGGAGAAGCCGACUGCCCUAGCGGCGUAUCCGCAGUCAGUUCGACCGCGGUACCCGUCUGGCUGCCCUUGA